Molecule: messenger RNA, 957 nt
Organism: Penicillium arizonense
Lineage: Eukaryota; Fungi; Ascomycota; Eurotiomycetes; Eurotiales; Aspergillaceae
Product: cytochrome oxidase assembly protein SHY1
Exons: 4
Coding region: 1-957 (318 amino acids)
Biological process (GO): mitochondrial respiratory chain complex IV assembly
Cellular component (GO): membrane; mitochondrion
Source: RefSeq, a predicted model, not a curated record
AUGCGGCCGAUUUUCUCCGUUAUACGGAAAUCCGCCACGGGGGCUUGGGCAUCCCCGACUCGGACUGUGCGAAGCGCUCAACUACGCUCGAAGCUGGACUCUAUCUGCGCCAAAUGCCGUGGGCAGCAAUUCCGUCAGAUAUCGCAAUCGCGUCAGCUGGCUGAGAGUCUGAAUAUUGUGGAUCACCCCGCCAAACUUGUUCGCGUCAAUAAGAAGCAUGGGCCUGGUCUGAUCAUUCUGGCUCUUAUUCCUAUCAUCUCAUUUGGCCUGGGAGCGUGGCAGAUACAGCGUCUGGACUGGAAAACCAAAUUGAUCGCCAAAUUCGAGGACCGUCUCGUUAGACCACCUCUCCCGCUACCACCCCGAAUUGACCCGGAUGCGAUCUCAGAGUUCGAUUACCGCCGUGUCUACGCUACCGGUCAUUUCCGACAUGACAAGGAGAUGCUGGUUGGACCCCGCAUGCACGACGGCGAGGAUGGAUUUGUGGUUGUUACGCCACUCGAGCGAGAGGGACAGAGCACCGUGCUUGUGAACCGGGGCUGGAUUUCUCGGAAAUUGCAGAACCAGAAGGACAGACCUCAGGGACUACCACAAGGGGAGGUCACGGUUGAGGGCCUACUACGAGAGCCUUGGAAGAAGAACAUGUUUACGCCAGAUAACAAGCCGGAGGAUGGAAAGUUCUACUUCCCUGAUAUUAAUCAGAUGGCGGAGUUGAGUGGCAGCCAGCCUGUUUGGAUUGAGCAGACUAUGGUGCCUGACCUGGUCGAAUCGUAUGAUCGUGAAGCCAAGGGCAUUCCCAUUGGUCGCGCUGCAGAGGUCAACCUGAGAAAUAACCACUCACAGUACAUUUUCACAUGGUUCGGUCUGUCUUUCGCUACAUCUGUCAUGAUGUGGAUGCUCAUUCGGAAGAAGCCCAACGAGGCAAUGCGCCGAGUGCGCCAGAACCGAAACUGGUAA